AUGGAAAAGUUGAUCACCAUUUUCGGAGCCACCGGCACGCAAGGCACCUCCGUCAUCCACCACAUCCUGAAUGACCCCGACCUGUCCAAGGAAUUCCGUAUCCGCGGCGUCACUCGCGACAUCUCAAAGCCAGCAGCCCAGAAACUUCUCAAUCAUAACAUCGAGCUCCUUACUGCCGACCUCAACAACCCACUCACCAUCCCUCCCACUCUCCAAGACACACACACCAUCUUCCUAGCAACAGACUACUGGACGCACCAAAGCCCAACCAAAGAAUUCCAACAAGCCAAGCACGUCAUCGACGCCGCAACCGCCGCCGGCGUGAAGCACGUGGUCUUUUCGUCUCUGGAUAGCACCAUUCUGCAUACUGAUGGACGGUAUAGGAAUGUCGGUCAUCGGGAGGGGAAGGCUAGAGCGGAAGAGUAUCUUCAGGCGUCUGGGAUGAAAUGGACGGCUGUGUUGGUGGGGUAUUAUAUGAAUAAUUUUUUGGGGUUGGCUGAGAGGAUGAAUGGGGAGAGGAAGGAGGGGGAGGGGAUCAGGGAGGAAGGAUUUUUGUUAAGGUAUCCGUUUGAUGGAGAUAGACGGAUUUUGCCGCUGGUUGACGCGGAGAAGGAUGUUGGGCUAUUCGUGGGCACCAUCCUGAAAGAUCUAGAUGUUUUCGCAGGUCGCCGAGUCCUCGUCGCAGAUCGGUAUUACUCUGCGUGUGAAAUCAUGGAAACAUUCUCUCGAGUGACAGGGAAGAAAUGGGUAUUUUGUCAAGUGACGCCUGAGGAGUUUAGGGCUCUAGCACCGGAUGGAUGUGGAUUGGAGUAUAUGGAGACUCAUUUGAUGAUUGAUGAAUAUGGGUAUUUCAUGGCAGGAGAAGAGGGGUUGAAUGAGAGUAAGGAGUUGGUGAAAGGUGAAACUUCGUCUUUGGGGGAGUACUUGGAGAGGGUUUCUGGCUAUUGGGAUUGA
Molecule: messenger RNA, 954 nt
Organism: Aspergillus affinis
Lineage: Eukaryota; Fungi; Ascomycota; Eurotiomycetes; Eurotiales; Aspergillaceae
Product: NmrA/HSCARG family protein
Exons: 3
Coding region: 1-954 (317 amino acids)
Source: RefSeq, a predicted model, not a curated record